Messenger RNA from Xylaria bambusicola, 948 nucleotides. RefSeq lists its product as uncharacterized. The transcript has 2 exons. Bases 1 to 948 code for a protein of 315 amino acids. The record is from RefSeq and is a predicted model, not a curated record. NCBI's taxonomy places the organism in Eukaryota, Fungi, Ascomycota, Sordariomycetes, Xylariales, Xylariaceae.
AUGCCGGCUUUUCUUGAACAGUCAAACCACAAGGUUGGGAAGAUGACGAAAGGGAUGUCGACUAGAAAGGGAGGCCCUGUGACUCUGAACUCGAUGAGCGACUUGCACAUCGUCAAGAUCCUCGUUGGCUCACAGCGUGAAGAGUUCUUAAUUCCGAGACGGCUCUUAGCUUCGUGCGAGUAUUUUCUUCCGCAGCUCAAUAUUACCCAUGACCAAAUCUACCCCGUCCUGCGCCUAGACAAUCAAUGCCCCAGCAUGUUUAGGCUUUUCGAAUGUUGGCUCUCCGAGCGAAAGAGUCUUAGCAGAUUCAUCGACACUGCCGAAACCGAGCAGUCUCGCGAAGAGCUGCACUGGGAUCUGGUCAAUCUACAACUCUUUGCCGCUAGCAUUGGCGAGGCUGCAUUGCAAGAUGUCGCAAUGGAUGCUCUGCAAGAUCUUUACCUGCGCUGCAACUGGGAAAUCGAUAUUGAACUUGUCGAGUUCGUCUAUACCGAAUGCGACCCAGAGACAAGCUAUUGCCUCCGAAACCUUCGUCGGUGGAUCGUGGCUAUGAUAGCCUGGGGAAUGGGCGAUGAGGAACACGGAGGAAUCCUAGAGACAAUGUUUGGCGAAUGCGCGGGCUUAAAAGAAGAGUACGACAAUCAUUUGACCAAAGUUGCUGCAAGUAAACUGGAUGUGGACCUCAAGAACCCCCAGCUUCGACUACCGUCAAACCACUUGAGGAACGAAGAGCGACAGUUUGGCUAUCGCCAGUGCUCAUUCCACACCCAUAGAUCAACAAUAGGCCAAGGACGCUGCCCGCAUGUCCACUCGCCUACACGCUCAGCGUACUCUCCACUGAGAGACGGGUAUGUCGAGUCUGAUUCAGAUCGUAGCGAGUCUAGGUUUGGCUCUCGCAAGGUUUCUCCUAUUGAGAUUACUUCUGCUCCCCGCAAAGGAGGUGUUUGA